UUACGCUCCACCAGUUUCCUGCAAGUUCCACAGGUUGUGUUUGAUUGACAGUUGCCAGAAGUGACUGUUGACCUGAGAAGACAUGAAGUGUGUGUUGGUUCUGUGUGCCAUGGUGGCACUCUCUGAGUGCUUCCAGACGGUCCCCCUGAUAAAGGGGAAGAGUGCCAGGGAGCGUCUGGAGGAGCAGGGCUUGUGGGAGAUUUACAGGAACAAGUUUCCCUACAACGCAGCCGCCAAGUUUGAACAGCAGUUCUACGGAAACGAGCCCAUGACCAACGACUUUGACCUGUCCUACUAUGGAGUGAUCUCCAUCGGGACUCCUCCCCAGUCCUUCAGUGUCAUCUUCGACUCAGGCUCCUCCAACCUAUGGAUCCCUUCUGUCUACUGCAGCAGUGCAGCUUGUAACAACCACCAGAAGUUCAACCCUAGGUUGAGCAGCACCUACAGGAAUUCUGGCAAGAGUCUCUCCAUCUCCUACGGCACGGGCAGCAUGACAGGUUUCCUGGGUUACGACACCGUCAAGGUGGGAGGGAUCCAGAUCAGUAACCAGAUCUUUGGGCUGAGCCAGAGCGAGGCUCCUUUCAUGGCCCAAAUGAAGGCUGAUGGGAUCCUGGGUCUGGCCUACCCUCGCCUGUCUGCCUCAGGGGCCACGCCCGUCUUUGACAACAUGAUGAGUCAGCACCUCAUCAACCAGGACAUCUUCUCUGUCUACCUGAGCAGGAACUCUGCAGCUGGCAGUGAGGUGACCUUUGGUGGAGUUGACCCCCAGCACUACACUGGACAAAUCACCUGGAUUCCUCUGUCCUCUGAGAUGUACUGGCAGAUCACUGUGGACAGUAUCACCAUCAACGGCCAGGUGGUGGCGUGCCAGGGCGGCUGCCAGGCCAUCGUGGACACCGGCACGUCUCUGAUCGCCGGACCCCAGGCCGACAUCGCCAGCAUGAACAGGGCUGUGGGAGCCACACCCCGGAACGGAGACAAUGUGGUGAACUGUAACUACAUCGGCAGAUUGCCUGAAAUCACCUUCAACAUCCAUGGACACGCCUUCACUCUCCCUGCCUCCGCCUACGUCCGUCAGUCUCAGUACUACGGCUGCCGUACCGGUUUCCAGAGCGGCAACAAUCUCUGGAUCCUGGGAGAUGUCUUCAUCAGAGAGUAUUACACGAUCUUCAGCAGAGCCCAGAACAUGGUGGGCCUGGCCCAGUCCAGAUAAUCAAACGCAGAUAAAUUGUUUGAAGUUUGAACAUGACAAAAAAGCAUUGAGUUUUUUUGUUCUCUAGGAAGAAUAAAGUUGUAGCAUCUUGAAUGAC
Hypomesus transpacificus is the source of this 1310-nucleotide messenger RNA. RefSeq names its product pepsin A-like. Gene Ontology annotation, molecular function: aspartic-type endopeptidase activity. The coding region runs from base 83 to 1213 and encodes 376 amino acids. The record is from RefSeq and is a predicted model, not a curated record. The transcript has 10 exons. Gene Ontology annotation, biological process: proteolysis. NCBI's taxonomy places the organism in Eukaryota, Metazoa, Chordata, Actinopteri, Osmeriformes, Osmeridae.